Molecule: messenger RNA, 276 nt
Organism: Heterostelium album PN500
Lineage: Eukaryota; Evosea; Eumycetozoa; Acytosteliales; Acytosteliaceae
Exons: 3
Coding region: 1-276 (91 amino acids)
Source: RefSeq, a predicted model, not a curated record
AUGAGAACCGGUGGAUGUAUUUAUGUUUAUGAAUUGUAUGAUAAAGAAGAACUUCGAAAUGAAAAGAAUAUUAUGGCGACGUUCUAUUUGCAAACUCUACUCGUUUGUAAUGGAGCAGAAAGAAAUAAUCAAAGAUGGAGAGAUAUUGGUGAAAAAGUUGGAUUAAAAGUAGAGUUUGAAGUAAUUCCAAAUCAUUUCUUUUUAAAAUUUGUUUUACAAAAAAGAAUACAACAAAUCGCCAUUAUUGUAAUUUGGAACAAGAUUUGCUGUUCAUGA